CCAAUGAGAAGGAGACAUCCACUCCUUUCUGUCCUGCCUGGCUUGGCUCAGCUCGGCGCGCCCUGUAAUUAGGAGCUCUUGCUGGGUUGGGCGCCGCCCGCCACGGUGGACAGCCUGGCUGGCUGCUGCGUCAAGGGAGUUUGGGAACGCCAGCUCCACACUGAGCGAGGGCAGAAGGAGUUUAGAGCGGACGGGGCCAACUCCAAAGGAAAGUCGGAACAACAGAAGUUACCGGUCUAAAAUGAACGGCCAAUCGUCACCUGUCUUCGAGGAGAAGAAGCCUUCCCUUCCCGUGGUUGUGGGAAGCUCCAUCUCCACCAAGGACUCCCCCCCGACCCUGCCGGAGCCGUCCUCCGCCGACGCGGGCUUCUACGGCGGGCAGAGCGCGCUGCACGGCUCGCAGGACUUUUAUGCAGCGCAGCAGCCGUACGGAGCUCCUCACAUGAACCCGUACACCUACCACCACCACCACCACCACUACAACCUGAACGGGAUGGCCCCCAGCGGCGCGUACUCGGUGGGCAAGCCGGAGUACCCCUACCCGCAUGCGGCGUACAGAGAGCACGGGGCGUUCGGCAGGGAGGUGCAGACUGCGCUGCAAGAAGUGAAAGAGGAACCGGACCUGGAAGUCCGGAUGGUCAACGGGAAACCCAAGAAGGUCCGCAAACCCCGCACCAUCUACUCCAGCUACCAGCUGGCCGUCCUGCAGAGGAGAUUCCAGUCGGCACAGUACCUGGCCCUGCCGGAGCGGGCUGAGCUGGCUGCGCAGCUGGGCCUCACCCAAACACAGGUCAAAAUUUGGUUCCAGAACCGACGCUCCAAGUUCAAGAAGCUCUACAAGAAUGGAGAGUUUCCGCUCGGGGAAAUGCCCUGCGAACAUAGCCCAGACGCCAGCGACUCGAUGGCCUGCAACUCCCCCCCGUCCCCAGCCGUGUGGGACAACACAACCAGCAACAACAACAACACAAACGGCAGCAGCAACAGCAUCAGCAACGUCAACGACACAAACGGCAGCAUCCUCAAGAAUAACGCAAUGCUGGAUCCCGCCAGCAGGGGCCAGGGGCCCUAUCAGCAUCCGAUCAAUUCCCCCCCUGCUUACAUGGAUGAGUUUACGCAGCCCAACUGGUACCAGCAGCAGGGGCCACAUUUAGGUUUGGCGCAGUCAGGCCAGAUGCACCACACGCCACCAACAGCACCGUCAGACGCACAGAGCAUGCGAGCCAUCUACUGAGCCCACGAUGCUGGACACUUGACAGCAUUGUGCCUGAAGCCCUGUGCUGUAAAACCUUCGGGAUUUCUUUUCCCCAGUAAAGGCAUUUGAGCUUUGCUGUGACCCAAAUGACUUGACAGAGAACAGACACAAGCAAUGACUUGUAAAAAAAACACAAACCGGGGCUGAUCAGCAGUGUCCGCUUCAAAUAUUUCCUCCAUGUCUCCCAUGUCGGAACCGUAAUCUUGCGGGAGAUUACAUGGAUUGAAGUGUUUUGCACUGCUCAGCCUGAUGAUGUUUUGUGAACAUUGUUUUUUUUUUUUCUAUUUGAAAUUUCUUCAUAUUUAACGUACAAUCUUUAAUUAUUUGGUCAUCAAUAAAUUAUGUUCUGGAUACAUCCUCUGUCUUUUUCCUACUGAAACAACAUGCUACUGAAAAAUCAUGGCUGGACUUGACCAAACAUAAAGACUCUCAAGGUAAACCUUUCUUCCUGUCGGUUUAAAAAAAAAAAUAACUUAGUUCAGUUUCAUGGACUCAUCCUUCUGGCCUUGUGUUAAACUCAGCCAAGUCUUUCCUCUGUGAUCUGAGCAACAUACGGCAAACUGUUGUCUUCCUUAUUUAUUUUUUUUAUAUAUAUAACUGGUUCUCCUGUAUAGAAAUAUGCUGCAGUCUAAUAAAAGUACUGUCAUCAUA
Molecule: messenger RNA, 1903 nt
Organism: Fundulus heteroclitus (mummichog)
Lineage: Eukaryota; Metazoa; Chordata; Actinopteri; Cyprinodontiformes; Fundulidae
Product: distal-less-like protein DLX-3
Exons: 3
Coding region: 242-1231 (329 amino acids)
Biological process (GO): embryo development; regulation of transcription by RNA polymerase II; epithelial cell differentiation
Molecular function (GO): DNA-binding transcription factor activity, RNA polymerase II-specific; RNA polymerase II cis-regulatory region sequence-specific DNA binding
Source: RefSeq, a predicted model, not a curated record